Messenger RNA from Cuscuta epithymum, 2478 nucleotides. Lineage: Eukaryota; Viridiplantae; Streptophyta; Magnoliopsida; Solanales; Convolvulaceae. The record is from the annotation of a GenBank genome assembly.
CAGUGUAGAAGUUUGGUGUACACCAAAAUUCAGUGUAAAACCAUCUUUUUUGCAGGGUACCCGCCUCAACUCCUUCAGUCCGUUUGAACACUGGACAAAACACCAAACGACUGCCCUGGGACUCCUUCAACCGCGCCUGACGACUGUCGCGACCUUUGUUCAUACUUCAGUUGCGCCACCAGAGCAGGUUGAAGCAUUGGUGUUCGAACGUCCACAGCUCCGCGACCACAGUCGUCCGUGAACAUAGCAACGUUAACAGCCGCCCCUUAAGUAUAGAACUUGUGAUUAUUGGGCUUGAGCUUUCGGAAAAUGAGGGAACUGGUGACAAUCCAAGUAGGAGGCUAUGCAAACUUCAUUGGUUCUCACUUCUGGAACUUCCAGGAUGAAUUGCAAGGAUUGGCCAAUAGCUCUGAGAGUAAUGAAGUGUUUACGAGUCAUUCUCUUAAUCCAGAUGUACUCUAUAGGAGUAGUGAAACACAGCAGGGCCUCCUUACCUACACACCACGAUUGGUUUCAGUUGAUUUUCAAGGUUCUCUGGGAUCUAUGAGUUCGCGUGGAACUUUGUUUAAUAAAGAGCUUUCUCAAAGUUCAGAUGUUGUAGCAUGGGAUGGUAAAGUUACAACUGAGGCUAGUGAACCUUUGAAAAAGAACCUCUUCUUGCAAAGCUUGUACACGGAAGAAAAGAAUACGGAAAUGGAAAAUUGUCAUGAUGGCAAGGAGAGUGGCUCCCUCAAUGAAAUUCAGGACACAGACAUUGUUGAAUGUUUAGAAAAUGGUGUCCAGUACUGGACUGACUUCUCAAAAAGUCAUUAUCAUCACCAGAGUUUGUAUGAAGUAAGUGGGUUAUGGAUGGAUGCUCAAGAAUUUGAUAAUUAUGGCAUUGGGAGGGAUAUAUUCCACACUCAUCAACGCGGUGAAGAAAUAAAUGAAAGGCUUCGUUUCUUCAUUGAAGAGUGUGAUCAUAUUCAGGGUAUACAAUUCAUAGUUGAUGACUCUGGAGGUUUUUCUGGAGUAGCUGCAGAUUUCAUGGAAAGCAUUGCGGAUGACUAUAGUAACCUCCCUGUGUUACUCUAUACAGCACGAAGUCCUCAAUCAUUUAUCAACAUGAAAAGCCAUAAGCUAAACAUCUCGCGAAAUCUUCAUGAUGCAAUUUCAUUUUCAAGACUAUCAUCCUUGUGUAAAUUGAUUGUCCCGAUUGGCUUGCCGUCAUUGAGUAGAAGUAAAGCAUCCAGGCUUCUCUGCAUUAAAGAUGAGCAGCCUUACCACACCAGUGCAGUUUAUGCAUCUGCUUUGCACUCUAUGUGUCUUCCAUUUAGAAUCGAACAGCCAGGGCCCACAUCAGAGUCGUCGGUUUAUGCUUGUGGUGGGUUAGACAUGUACGAAGCCAUACACAUGUUAGCAGAUCAAGCUAGGCAGAAUAUGGUUUCUACAUUAGAUGUUGCCAUGCCUGCUCCUUCGUUAACUGGGAAUACGUUUGAGUGGUCUUUGCUUGAGAAUUUCCUGCCCUUGACCCCAGAGGUAGCAGAAGACGUUGAAGACCUUCAUGUCAUGGAAUGCAUGACCAUUCACGGAGUCCUAAGAUCUGAAUGCCGGAGGAUACCACCAGCUUCUGAGGUUAAGAAUGCAGUUCAGGAAGCAUAUGAAAAAACAGCAGUGUCGAGACCAAGAUUCAUGCACCUAUCAGCAAGCUGUUGCCCUCUACCCAUACCAUUGUCUUUUCCCGCUAUCUUUGGAAAUGCCAUCGGCCAAAAUGGCGAGUUAUUAAAAGCGCCUGAUACGGCUUCCGCGCCAAGGGGGUCGCUUUCUGUUCAUUCCAUUCCCUUGGCAGCAAGACUGCGUUCUACCACCGCCAUUUUACCCUUUUUAGAAAGGAGACUGGAAAACCUGCGGAAGCUAGGUAUCCGGCAAGGAGGGGUAGGGGCCCCAGUUCUUGAGAGUUGGGGUUUUGGGAGAGAUGAAGUAGAAGACUUGGGUGAGAAACUGUCACAGAUGGUUAAUACACUUAAUCCUUAUUCGGACGCAUCCUCUGAUUCUGAUUAAUUGCUCUUGUAUUCUAAUCAAUUGUGUAAAAGAACUAGAGGAUUUUUCUGGAGAAACUAUAGGGAUUUGUUUAUUGCCAAAAUUUGACUGAUUGUAUAUUUGUAUUAUAACUUUAUAAGUGUAGUUUUUUAUAGCGAGACCUGGCAUAAUAGCUAGAUCCGGUCUUGUCCCUAACCGGAACAGCGGGGUUAAAGUGGUUUGUAUACGUGUGUAUUUAGAAUUUUAGAUUUGCAACAAAAAAAAAUUGAUAAGGACACAUAGUUUCGUGAAAAUUGAGUGGAGAGGUAGAAGACUUUUUGUGACGCUGAUUUUUUUGUUCCUCACCCGUGCUGAUAUAAAAUAGCACCAGAAAAUUGUCCUCUUGCCAUGUCUUGCAACUCUUUGUAGUCCUUUUGUAUAUUCAAAUCCAAUUUUUCAAUUGAAAGUAUUUGUUGAAUA